Messenger RNA from Macrobrachium nipponense, 638 nucleotides. RefSeq names its product cuticle protein 7-like. NCBI's taxonomy places the organism in Eukaryota, Metazoa, Arthropoda, Malacostraca, Decapoda, Palaemonidae. The record is from RefSeq and is a predicted model, not a curated record. The transcript is spliced from 3 exons. Gene Ontology annotation, cellular component: extracellular matrix. The coding region runs from base 27 to 557 and encodes 176 amino acids.
ACAUCCGAACAUCAAUCACUAUCGACAUGUCUUCGAAGAUCGCUCUUUUGUGCAUGGCCGCCGCCGUGGCUUUGGCCCGCCCUGAUAGGCCUGCUCAAAACGGGUAUGGCUACUCAGCCCCCUCACGUCCUCUGUCCUACGCGCCUCCAGCUCCUGCCUACAAAGCCCCCGAGCCAUCCUAUUCUGCCCCAGCCCCAUCCUACAAAGCGCCAUCCUACGAAGAGAAACACGAGGAGGGUAUGCCCUUCGAUUUCUCCUUCGAGGUCCAAGAUGAAUACCAAGGUCUCAACUUCGCCCAUGACUCCGACUCCGACGGGAAAGUCGUCAACGGAGAAUACCACGUCCUCCUCCCCGACGGUCGCACUCAGAUCGUCACUUACACCGCCGACCACUACAACGGGUACCAGGCCGACGUCAAGUACGAGGGCGAAGCCAAGUACCCCGAGACCAAGCCCUACAAGCCCGCCCCAUCCUACGGCGCCCCUGCCCCAUCCUAUGGACCCCCAGCACCUACUUACCAGAAGCCCAAGUCCCUAUACGGCGCCCCAAGCUACUGAGGUGUUGCCCCUUCUUCUGAAGACUUAUUUAUAAUGAAACCUCUGAAUUAUAAUAUAUAGAGUAUACGACUUUGCACGAAA